CUCUGCCCUGGGCAGAGCAGAUUUCUCCGUUCUUUCCCACGGCCUUGACAAAAAGACCAUCCUGUUCAAUGAUGCAAAGGACUGCCUGGGUAUAUCUGGUGUGAGCCUGACCAGUUAUCAGGUGGAGGUUCUGGGGAAUAUGGCCUGCACACUGAACCCCUCCUACAUCCAGAACUCUCACCCUCUCAUUUUGGAGAAACUGAAGAACUGUGGAGAUCUUUCUGAUUCUCAGAUCACUGCUGUACAGUCUUUGCUCCUCAGUGGGAACACCGCUUAUGGUAAUCCCUCAACGUGGAAUGAGCAGACCGUGGAGCAACUCAGCAUCCUGGCUGUCUAUUUCAAAUCAGACCUCUGCAACACACUUAGCUUUAAUGUAAGGCGGAAGUUCUUUUCAGUCCUGAGGAAGCAGAAGAUCCCGAUGAAGAAGCUAAGGACAUUCUUUACAGAAUGCAACUCAGAAAGUGCUACAGUGAGCAACAUCACAGCGGUGACAAUUGCAGAUGCGUCGUUUCCUUUCGGCUUUAACUCCACCCAGUUUGAUCUGUAUCUGGACAUCGCUGUCCUGCAGAACAACCUGGCAGCCAUCACUGAGAAAGUGGUGGACACCAGCUUCCAGACCAUCAUUCUGAACAAGUUAAACCAGAUAUACCCAUCAGGCCUUAAUGAUGGUGUGCUGCAGCUACUGGGUUCCACUUCUCGUGUGGCCACUAUUGAUGAUAUUAGCAAGUGGAACAUUACCAUAAUUGACACACUGUCCUCUUUGAUGGACUCAAAUGGUGGACUCUGGGAACCAGAAAAGAGUAAAGCGGUUAUUAUGAGGUAUCUGAGCAUGGGGAAUCGCUCUCUGGGAAGUGCUGAAAUAAAUGCAGUUGGUUCCAACAUCUGUACUUUAAACAUCAGUGUACUGGAAAAUAUCAAUGCUGAGAGCCUAAAGGAGGUCCUGUUUCCAGAUCUUUCCUCAUGUACCAUCGAACAGAAAUCCGCUCUGUACGUCACAGCCAACACUUCAUUCAGCAAUCAACGCAGCAAAGCAUACUACCAAAUUAUGAGACCUUACCUGGGUAAAACAAUCAUCCACAUACACAGAAAUACUAAACACACACAGGUGUAGUGUUUUAGAACAGCAGUAGUUGGAUUGAAUGAAAAGUAGCUGCACAAACGCAUGCACAUAUG
Molecule: messenger RNA, 1173 nt
Organism: Pangasianodon hypophthalmus (striped catfish)
Lineage: Eukaryota; Metazoa; Chordata; Actinopteri; Siluriformes; Pangasiidae
Product: mesothelin-like protein
Exons: 8
Coding region: 140-1111 (323 amino acids)
Biological process (GO): cell-matrix adhesion
Cellular component (GO): cell surface
Source: RefSeq, a predicted model, not a curated record